AUAUUCUAAUUUUAUGAUUAAAUUUAGUCAGAAAAUUUAUUUUCAAAUAUAAAAUGAGCAUCCCUCUAAAGAAUGACCCUAUGAAUAAGAGGUUCCGAAUAUUAAAUUGCAUUCCACCGAUGAAAUAAAAAAUCCCCUUUGAUAGAAUGAACGUGUCAUGCUUUUUAUUACAGUAAAAUUAGAAACCAAACUAAAGCCCACACACGCUCCACUUUAUUUUCUUUUUCCUUUUCCCACCCACUCGCCCAAUCAAACUUACAAACUUUUUCUUUUCUUUUUCUAAUUUUAAUCUUCUUCCUCUUCUUUUUUUCUUCCACUUUCGUUUUUCAAAAUUAGCAAAAGCCAAGGAAAAGGAACUUGAAGCGAAAACCGAGAAUGGCAACAACAACAACUGCCCCAGCCAUGAAAAAAUCAUGGUCGAGGGGCUCCGACUCAACUCAGUUCGAAUCUCCGGCACGUUUCUGCUCUCCCUUACGAUGGGAUGCAACAGACUCACCGGAAUACCGAUCACCUGAAAACUCACCCGGAAAGAUGGUAGAAAACUCAAUGGCAGUAAUUACCGUCGACAAGCCAAAACAUAUUUCACAAGAGAAACUCCCUGACCAACGGAAGCUACCGCCGGAGAAUACCGUUGCGGUGUUCACCCGAUCAGAGAGAGAGGAGCCUCAGCGGCAGGCGACGAAAGUGGAGACUGCAGAAAAAGGUGGGGAGCGGAGACCGAAGCCGGCUCCGAUAAGCUCUACGGCGGAGGAGGUUACGAGAAAGGCGGGGUUAGGGUUCCGGCUAUGCGAGGUGGUGGUGUGUCUGAUUUCGUUUUCCGUUAUGGCUGCAAAUAAGACGCAAGGUUGGAGUGGGGACUCUUAUGAUCGUUAUAAAGAAUACAGGUAUUGUUUAUCAAUGAAUGUUAUCGGAUUUGCAUACUCAGGGUUACAAGCUUGUGAUCUAGCCUUUCAACUAGUCACAGGAAAACACAUGAUCAGUCACCACCUUCGCCACCAUUUCCAGUUCUUCAUGGAUCAGGUUGUGGCAUAUCUUCUGAUAUCAGCAUCAUCCUCUGCAGCCACAAGGGUGGAUGAUUGGCAAUCAAAUUGGGGGAAAGAUGAGUUCACUGAGAUGGCUACUGUUUCAGUUGGAAUGUCAUUUCUGGCUUUUGUUGCAUUUGCUAUGAGCUCACUCAUCUCUGGUUACAUCCUAUGUAACGGCCGUAACUCCAUGUAAAUUUCCAUUUUUUUCCUUAGUUUCUUUUUUCACUCUGAUGAUAGACUUGAACUGUGUGUAUAUAUAUAGUUUCAGUAUGUUGUUCAUCUUAAGAAGAGGGUGAAGAACAAAAUUUCCCUGUCUUGUUUCCAUUCAAAAUUUCAAUGUCACUUUUUAAAAGCUUUGUUAUCUGUCA
Molecule: messenger RNA, 1393 nt
Organism: Lathyrus oleraceus (garden pea)
Lineage: Eukaryota; Viridiplantae; Streptophyta; Magnoliopsida; Fabales; Fabaceae
Product: CASP-like protein 4A3
Exons: 3
Coding region: 376-1218 (280 amino acids)
Source: RefSeq, a predicted model, not a curated record